Messenger RNA from Glarea lozoyensis ATCC 20868, 981 nucleotides. RefSeq lists its product as uncharacterized. NCBI's taxonomy places the organism in Eukaryota, Fungi, Ascomycota, Leotiomycetes, Helotiales, Helotiaceae. Bases 1 to 981 code for a protein of 326 amino acids. The transcript has 2 exons. The record is from RefSeq and is a predicted model, not a curated record.
AUGGCUGACAGUACACGCAACGAGAGUCACUCGAGAAAUGGCACAACUAUUUCGGAAUCGAUCCAACCAGCGGAGCUUCUCUCGACAAAACGUGAUGAUACUGGUACAAGCCAAGAAGCAACUUCAUCUCCGCAGACACCGUCCCACACAGCUACCAAUGCUGCCUCUCCACCUGGCCAACACACAGCAGCCACUAUGAGCAUUUCCUCGUCAAGUAUAGACACAACUGGGGUACUGCCACAGCAGUUUCGUCUUGAUGUUUCCUUCACAACUGGAGUGGUACCGUCUAGCGUCAUGAACGUAGCCCUUACGCUUGACUCAUCCCCGCACGAGAUCAAAGUCAGAUGUCCAAUUCCAAGCGGCGUAGACCAUUUCGACCUUGGUCUUACACUUCCCAUCGUCACUCCAGUCCUCAGCACUCAGCCUACACAGACCGCCGCUGCACCUGUCGCAAAAUUCAACGCUGUCCGUGGCUCCGAUGCUGUUCAAAUACCUACCAAACCUCCGUUGACUUUUAACUCAUUGCCAGCUGAGAUUCGGUUGAUGAUCUACGAUUAUUGCGUAGAACCAAGAAUGAUACAGAUUGGUAUUACCGAGCAAAUUUGCAGAGCGAACUAUGAACCGUACGACUUCGAUGAGGAAUCAACGACCUGGACGGAAGAAAAAGUAUCACCAACGAAGGACCAAUUUACUUAUACACCGCCGGUAAUGGUUCCGCUGUGGAUGGAGCUACGCAACCCGGUGAUGAGAGAAGACUUUGCAGUCUUUCAGCUCAAUAAGGAGUCCAGGGAUGGUCUAAAACAGCGCUGUUAUUUACCAAUUAACGACUCGACGAUGUCGAACAGCCGAACCACGUAUAUCGAUCCCAAUAAGGACUAUUUGUACUUCAAACUCGGAAAAAGACCGCGGCAUGGUGCUGAAACGCAAUACCCUGCCCCUUUUCAUUUGUUGUGUGGACAAGUACUCUCCCACGACGUCUAG